Molecule: messenger RNA, 2120 nt
Organism: Guyanagaster necrorhizus
Lineage: Eukaryota; Fungi; Basidiomycota; Agaricomycetes; Agaricales; Physalacriaceae
Exons: 9
Coding region: 38-1993 (651 amino acids)
Biological process (GO): regulation of DNA-templated transcription; DNA-templated transcription
Cellular component (GO): nucleus
Molecular function (GO): DNA binding; zinc ion binding; DNA-binding transcription factor activity, RNA polymerase II-specific
Source: RefSeq, a predicted model, not a curated record
CUUGACCUCCUUCUCUUCUUUAACCUUCUUCGUAUUCAUGGACAAGCCAAAGCGAAAGCGGCUUGCAAAGGCCUGCGAUGGCUGCCAUAAAAGCAAGAGGAGAUGCGACGGAACAGAUCCUUGCAGUAAUUGCUACUUCGCGAGCAAGCCGUGUACAUAUACCGAUUCCAGUGGCCGCCCUGUCCCGCCCCCCCGCCAGCCGGACACGCAGCAAACGCAGCAGUAUCAGUUCCCGCAGCCCUCUCAGUCGUACCCAAGCCCUUCGGGUCGCAAACGUUCCCAUUCCGAGGCAGCUCCAGAGACCUUGGAUCCCUUGAUGACGAGGGAACUUACGAACCUGUUUUUCACUCACUGUCAUCCGGCUAUGUCGAUAAUCCACAAGCCGACCUUCACCUCAUCCCUGUCACACAAUCAAAUCCCCCCAUAUCUUCUGCACGCAGUAUCUGCCAUUGCCGCUCCCCAUUCCAAGCAGGCCUCGCUUAAAACGACGCCACAACGACAUGCAGGCAGGAGGUUCGCUGAUGCUGCUAUCUCUCUGAUGUUCGACGCUGGCGGGCGUCUUACCGCAUCUGCCACUGUUCAAACUGCUCAGGCUCUAUGUCUGCUCUACUUUUACGAGGUGGUUGAUCAAAAAGGCUACAUGUCUGAUACUACCCGUAAGGAUAAAAGCCAUUCCGGGUGGAUAUCAGGGGAACGAUUCCGCACCCUGACGUUGCAAAUGAUCCAAGCCCUCAACGUUCACACCCCGGAACAUCCCCUUCUCACGCCAACACCCACUCAGGCGUAUGUCUCAGAAAGUCUUGAGCGUGAAUGUGUUCGGCGGAUAUUCUGGAUUAUUUAUUUCGUCGAUUGCAUACGCGGCGUGUAUUACGGAUGGGAAGGCGGUGGCAUGACACGGUCGUCUCCAAGUGGUAGGGGCCUCAGUAUUGGUGGUGGUGUCAUGGGCUUUAGCGAAGCCGAACUUCGACUUCGCCUACCAGCCGAUGAGACUAGCUUCGAACUGGGCGUUGUCCAUCAAAGUUUGCCGGAAUAUUUAUACUUGCCCGCCGUUCGCACACAUUAUGCCUCAGAGAUGGGGCACUUGACCCGGAUCGCGACCCUCUACCAGAAAAUAGAGGCGGCUAUGGACACGCUGCAAGAUCCUCAAACCAGAGACAUACUUAUGGAAUGUCAGAAAUUUUUGGAUGAAUGGGCGUCUGCCCUGCCUACUCAUCUUCUAUUCACGAAUCAGUGUCUCACGGUUCAGAAGUCCAUGUUUGAAACAAGCUCCAACUUCGGUGCUUGGUGCUAUGCUUGCAUCCAUGUUCUCCAUGCCAGCUGUGCACUUGCUUUAUUAGUAGCAACACAAAGGUUUGCUGAGCAAGAUCAUCAGCUAUUCGAGGUCCCAGAUUUCAGCUUUAUCACGGAUCGCAUAUACGCAGUCAUUGAGAUGCUCGGUUGUAGGGCCAAAUAUAGCCUCAUUCAGGGUUCAGUGAUAUGGCCUUUGAUCAAAUACUUGAACCUAACGGACGACCAGCAAGUCGUCGAUUGGCUCGAAGCUUACGAAGAGCUGACGGGUGUCCGUAUGGAGAGGCUCAUACGUGACAGGUGGGGUACUCCAGACGUCUGUUCCACCUUGGGUCUCGUUCGGCGACAGGGCCCUUCCGAUUCAGCGAUGUAUUCCACACCCAAACCUGAUCGUCGUACAAAUCCCGAUAUUGACCCUACGCUGCUGCCCCUCACAGAGCGGAAUAACUCCGCCGAGCUACCCAUUCCCGUCUACGCAUCGUCGUCGUCACACACCGCCGCCCCCCAGUCACCGUCAGCGAAUCCACAUUCUCACUCUAAUUAUCUUCCGUCUCUGAAGUCUAGCGGUUUACUUGAGUGGAGCAACGGCCCCUCUACUAGUGCCUCUCCAUUGGUAGCACCUCUGGAGCGGAGACCGUUUGCCGGUCCGGAUGCAGCCAGGAGUAUGCCAGUAGGCAUGCCUUGGCUAGCCAAUGAGUCGAGAUGAUUUAAUUGUAUUGUUGCCUGGUCGUCACUCUUUUGUAUUAUAUGUAAUGUAUACAUGUUCUUUUAUUGUUGCACUUAGUAAUUAGUAUGUAUGCCCCGCAAUGCAGACUUUCGGAAUACGAUCGAGU